CAAGAGCGUGAUCUUGGCGAGCGCGUGCACACCCGUGGGAAAAUUCUCAAGGCAGAUUUGCGCGUGGCACUAUCUUAACCUGAGAUAAAGGAACACCACAGUUCCCUGGAGUUGGAAAUUUUGGGUCCAACUCGGAAGUUUCAGUAGCUGGAAAUUCAAUACUGACCAGGUGCAUUGGAAGCCCCCUCCUGACCAAGGGGGCGUGAGAACAUUAUUUGCCCACGAUGGGAGCACUUUUCCCGGUUUUUGUGUAUUGCAUCAGCCUGCUCUCCUCACAACUGUUGGCACUACCGGUGAGAAACAGGUUGGACUUCAUGACAAGACUCCAUCAGUUAAGAGAGGAAGACCCCAUCUCUCCAGAUGUUACUGAGCGCCCAAAUACUGACCAUGGCGUCUCCAUCGACCGCACCGUUCUGUGGAGGGCCAUCCUCUCCAGACCACCACCUCCAGACCCAACAGGAAACCCACUCCACGUUGGUCAGCAAAAAGCAGGAGAAUCCAGCCAAACAGGUGAAAGCCCUAGGCAGAGAGACCGUCGCAACGUGCACUCGCGAGGCCACCACAACCAUCACCACGGCCAGCUGAUGCGCGUCGGAUGUGUCCUCGGUACCUGCCAGGUACAAAACCUCAGUCACCGCCUCUACCAGCUGGCCGGCCAAAGCCGGCGCGAAGACUCCCCCAUUAACCCGAGCAAUCCACGUAGCUACGGAUGAGUCUAGGGGGACGUCCGGCUAAAACUAAGACCAAGAAAACCGUGUUACAUGUCUCUCUCCUGGUGUUUGUCUAUUUUAUUGCAGUACUGCUGUAGAACUCUUUCCUGCUCUCUGCCUUGGUUUUCUGGAGUGUAUACUGUGCCUUUUUGGACAGAAAGGACCUCUUGUUACUUGAUGGCAACUUUUGAAUUCAGUGCCUCUGAAACACUUUGACUCUGGCCUCUCAUUUUAUGGUACUCAAAACAGAUUCUUUAUUUUGAUAUUGUCAUCUUGUUAAGUCCUCAGAUAAGAGAUUAUGCCGGGUUAUGCCGCAUUACAUCCAGACUCAUCAAAGGCUGUUAACUUCUACACCACUGAUCAAACCCGCUGAGCCUUUAAUGUGGAUUUCAACAAAGUGUGCGAUCGGAUUUCUGUCAGUCUGAGGGCCAUGUGUUCGAAAAGACUCUGAACUCUCCCACCUCGUGUGUCUCCAAUGCACUUUUAAGAAGAAAGCAGACUUUCUCUGAUGGCUUCGGAGCUUGUUUAAGACCCCCAUCUGAUACCUUCUCACAUGAAUAGUUACAGCAAGUUUGGGUUUAAAUCUUGGGUUUUAGACAAUGGCGAAUUGUGACUUUAUAAACACAGUGGUCUCUUGAUUGAACCCACGAACAAUACAGUAGCAAUCGCCACUGAAUCCGGAUUAACACAUUGUUGCUUUCCAAUGCACUUUGAGGUCUGGCGCCUGGAAUAUUACACUUCACGUGAUUUAUAAAGUCACGAGAAUGAGUUA
Rhinichthys klamathensis goyatoka is the source of this 1482-nucleotide messenger RNA. RefSeq names its product adrenomedullin 2a (gene adm2a). Gene Ontology annotation, biological process: regulation of systemic arterial blood pressure; adenylate cyclase-activating G protein-coupled receptor signaling pathway; positive regulation of heart rate. Gene Ontology annotation, cellular component: extracellular region. The record is from RefSeq and is a predicted model, not a curated record. The coding region runs from base 225 to 713 and encodes 162 amino acids. Gene Ontology annotation, molecular function: hormone activity. The transcript has 3 exons. NCBI's taxonomy places the organism in Eukaryota, Metazoa, Chordata, Actinopteri, Cypriniformes, Leuciscidae.